Molecule: messenger RNA, 3441 nt
Organism: Leishmania braziliensis MHOM/BR/75/M2904
Lineage: Eukaryota; Euglenozoa; Kinetoplastea; Trypanosomatida; Trypanosomatidae
Product: putative mis-match repair protein
Exons: 1
Coding region: 1-3441 (1146 amino acids)
Biological process (GO): mismatch repair
Cellular component (GO): MutSalpha complex; nucleus
Molecular function (GO): ATP binding; ATP-dependent DNA damage sensor activity; mismatched DNA binding
Source: RefSeq, a predicted model, not a curated record
AUGGUCGCUUCAGCCGCAACUGCCCAAGCUGAACCGUGCUGCGUUGCUGCACUCAUCUUCAAUAACGCCAAGGAGGUUGGCGUCGCGCUCUGUGAGUUGCCGUCGCUGACCGUGUCUCUGUUCCAGUACGGCGAUACGGCUACGUUCUUCAAGACAGCAUCGCUGCUGCACACGCGCAACCCGGUCGAGGUGUUGGUCCCCUCGACCACCGUCGAUAGUGAGCUGGUGCAAACGCUGCUGCGGCAGCACGGCGCCCACAUGACCUUCACAAGUGUGCAGCGCUGCUUCUACAAUGCGGAGGAGGGGGUGCAGCGGCUGUCGCAGCUGAAGUCGUCGGCCGAAGCGUCGCUGUGCAUUGAGGACACAGACCGCUACCUCUGUGUGGCUGCUGCUAAUGCAGUCGUUUUGUAUAUGGAGCACGUGAACGACAUGCACUUGCUGCCAGGCUCCGUGCGCGUGCGGGCAGAGGCGCUGGAGCACUACAUGGAAGUCUCUCGCACUACGGCACGUGCGCUGCAGAUUAUUCCAGACGCCGCAUGCAUGUCAGCGGCGGCGGCAGCGCCGUUGUCCUUCAUGGGCAACGCAGCGGGCGGCAAUGGGAGGGCCGAUCGGCAGCAACGGGAGCAAGUGCAGCGAUAUGGCGCGGCGCCAAAACUGUCGUUUCUCGGUCAUGACCUUCCCGAACCGCCGCUGCUGCUGCAACCAGUCGCGCUUGUGGACGCGAUCCCACGCGCCUGCACGGUCAUGGGUCAGCGCUACCUCCGCCGUACCCUUCUCCAGCCUCUGCGUGACCGCGUUGCCGUCCAAGGCCGCCAUGACGCUGUCGAGUGGCUUCUGUGUGAGCCAAGACGACUUCACAUUCUGCGCACACUCCUGCGACACAUCACCACGCUUGACCUCGAGCGCUUGACGGCGACGCUGACCCACCAACCACGGCGCGAGAGGACCGGCGCUCAGCAGCAGUCGUACCUCGAGUCGCUGCAGCUGCUCUGGAGCGCGUUGCCUUACCUGGAGCAGCUGCACAUACAGCUCAAGGCCUACCUAGGCCCGCUGCCAAGAAUGCCAGAACCAGUGCAUCAAGAAGGCGUACCGUCAUCAAUGCGAUCAACACUGCCGGGUGGCGAACCAGACGUGGCGGCCUCGCCAAACGACUUGUGCAGCACCGCAGCGCAUCCUUCGGUACUGCACAGCAUCGCCACUGCGCUGGGGCAGUGCCGUUUGCCCGAGCUGGAGACCCUCAUGAGCACCUACCUGGAGCGCUCCGUGCUGCCAUCGGUCGUCGACCAUCACGAGAAGAGCGCUGCGCACUAUGGAGCGCUCCAUGGCUUUGAUCCAGGUGGCGUACAUAUCCCGCCGGACGUGUCUGUGGUGGCUCAGCAGCAGCAUUCACAACGGAAGCGACGCCGACUGUGCAACGACGACGAUGCCACAAGCUCACAUCAUCACAGGCAGCAGCCUUCGCAGCGCCCUACAGCCGUCCUCCUGCGACUCCUCCGCAUGUGUUUUCUUGUCCAGGCUCCGCGCGGCGGCGAGCUGGACGCACUUCGCACGCGGCUGAGCCUCCGUAUCUCCGACAUUACUUCCUACGCAGUGGAGCUGCGUGCGACAUACCAGAUCUUCUCGCUGCGCCUGGAGCCGGACCCGGUUAAGCUGUACUGUUUCUCCUACAUGGCUGCAGAGGAGGCAAAGGCGCAGUCCGGACCCUUCACGUGGCGCUACGCAGGCGGCUCACACUUUGCCUUGUAUCUUUCCGCACUGCGUGAGCAGCAGCUGCAGCGGCAACAAAUACAGCAACAGGAAGAGGGACGGCAUCUGCGUAGUUCUCAGUGGCACCUGGCCACUUCUACUGAGGAUUCCUUGCGCACCGCUUCAUCGUUUCCUCCGCCAGAGCUGCCCCGGCACACUAUCAGCGCCGACGGCGCCGUACCCAACUCGUCCGCGGUUGAUCUUUUCCCCUCUUUCACAUCCAACGCGGAUCCCACUGUCUCUCGUCAGCUGCGUCGCCGCCGAGUACGAUGCAGCACAGAGGACCUCGAAUACCGCUGUGCUCGGGCGCAAGAGUGCGUCGCAGAGAUUCUGCAGCUGCAGUUGCACGAAGUGCAGCCCCUCGUCCGCGCCAUCCAGAAUGAGUUCCUCGGCUCUCUGCAGGCUACCGUGGAGUCCGUGGCUCUGCUUGAUACACUGCUGUGCUUCGCGCUCUACUCGUUGACGCAUCAGUGCACCCGACCAGUGCUGGUGGAGCUGCGGACGGGGUCGACGACGGCGCCACGGGUGCCUACGGUCACGGCCGAGCUCUCUGGGGAUGGCGAGAUGGCGACUUCUUCGGGACGGAGAGCCACCGCCGCAGCAGGCGGCGCUCAGGUUUCGCGUGACAAGUUGGACGAGUACGCUGGCGACGCAAGUGCCGCUGCUUGUGUAGGGGACCAGGGAGGUGGAACAGUGGCGUCCGCGGGCAUGUCUGAGACGUCUAGCGAUCCAGCGACCCCGCUAUCUACGGCACCACUGUCGUCUCUCACGGCGUACACCAUGGCAUCAUCGGCGAUGGCCACGGCGACAGAGUCACGUUACGCCUCUCGAGCGUUUCUCCGUAUUGAGAACGCACUGCACCCCUCUGCGACGCAGCGGCAGCCACCAAGUCGCGCGGUGACGCGCGCAGGGGUGUCGGCGCGGUUGACCGGUGCGGAAGCCGUGGGUGUGGUCUCAUCGACUAGCGGCAGCAGUGGUGGUCUGACGAUCUCGUGGGGCAGCCACGGCGGUGGUGUUUGCGUCGUCACCGGCCCCAAUGCGUGCGGCAAGACGACUCUGCUCCGAAUUAUCGGACAGUACUUUACCCUUGCCCAGGCUGGCUGCUUUGUCCCUGCGCAGCACGCGCAGCUGUUCCUUGCGGACCGCCUCCUUGCCCACAUGCUGUGUGACGAACUCCCCAGCAUCGCGCAUUCUUCUUUCUGGCGCGAGCUUAUGGAGCUGAGCGAGUUGACGCAUGCCGCGACGGCUGAGAGCGUCGCCCUCCUCGAUGAGCUCGGCCGCAGCACCACCACCGCACAAGGCUUCAGUCUUGCAUGGGCCACGGCGCUCCUUCUGAGCGACCGCCGCGUGCACUCGGUGUUGACAACGCACUACGCCGGGCUGCCAAGCCUCGCACGGGUGCGGCCGACGCGCAUCGUCGCUUUUCAUUUCCGUGUCGCCUUCGAGCAGCUGGUGGCGCGUGAUGGGGGUCGAGACGGCGCAGCUGCCUCAAGUUCGAGGGAGCCGGCACGCACCCGUAUUACGAUUGCGCGCUUUGGCCACACACUCUUCCCUGGCCCGUGCCCGCAGCGCUGGUACGGCCUCGCGCUGGCAGAGAGGCUGCACUUUUUCGAGCCGGUCCUGGCCAUGGCGCGGCACACGAGGGCGUGCCGAUCUCCAGCAAGGGAGGCGUACACCGAAGAGGGCGAGGCGUGA